This is a messenger RNA of Humulus lupulus (European hop), 3050 nucleotides long. Its product is annotated as protein-tyrosine-phosphatase MKP1-like. The transcript has 2 exons. The coding region runs from base 113 to 2740 and encodes 875 amino acids. NCBI's taxonomy places the organism in Eukaryota, Viridiplantae, Streptophyta, Magnoliopsida, Rosales, Cannabaceae. The record is from RefSeq and is a predicted model, not a curated record. Gene Ontology annotation, biological process: protein dephosphorylation. Gene Ontology annotation, molecular function: protein tyrosine/serine/threonine phosphatase activity; actin filament binding.
AUAUAAAACUUUAUUGCUCCCAUGUCCUUUCCUGGAUAUUUCGUUUAAUGGGUAUUUGCUAGUUUUGCUCCAUUAAAUAAAAUAAAAUAAUAAUAUUGAAAAGUUUUUAGAGAUGCUAGGCGAGGAAGAUAAGGACCGGUUUGCCGGAGCUGCAUCGAGAAGGUAUUCUCGGUCAGUUUCUUGGACUGGCCAGUCACCAUCUAAGCCUGCUAAUUCUAAUCCUAAGCCACAAACGAAUAGUAAAGCUCGCUCUUGUUUGUUGCCACCACUUCAACCCCUUUCAAUAACUCGGCGUAAUGUUGAGGAGUGGCCACGAGCGGGUUCUGAUGAUCUUGGAGUUUGGCCUCAUCCGCAAACCCCAAGAGGGUCUGCUAAUCCACCAGCAAGUCCGAAUCCGGAACAAACUGUAAGAGAAUUCCAGUUUAAGAGGGAUAAGCUUGCCUUUUUUGAUAAAGAAUGCUCUAGAAUUGCUGAUCAUAUAUACUUAGGAAGUGAUGCUGUGGCUAAGAACCGCGAGAUUUUAAGGCAGAAUGGGAUCACUCAUGUGCUUAAUUGUGUUGGGUUUGUUUGUCCUGAGUAUUUCAAGAUUGAUCUUGUGUACAAGACACUUUGGUUGCAGGAUAGCCCAUCUGAGGAUAUUACAAGUAUACUUUAUGAUGUAUUUGAUUACUUUGAAGAUGUUCGGGAGCAAGGUGGGCGGGUUCUUGUGCACUGUUGCCAGGGAGUGUCGAGAUCAACUUCUCUGGUCAUUGCAUAUCUCAUGUGGAGGAAAAAUCAGAGCUUCGAAGAGGCCUUUCAAUAUGUGAAGGCAGCCCGAGGUGUGACUAACCCCAAUAUGGGCUUUGCUUGUCAACUUUUGCAGUGCCAGAAGAGAGUUCAUGCCGUGCCUGCCAGCCCAAAUUCCAUAUUGAGGAUGUAUCGUAUGGCCCCGCAUUCUCCAUACGAUCCUCUACACCUUGUCCCCAAAACAGCAAACUGUCCUGGAGUUCAAGCACUUGAUUCUCGUGGAGCGUUUGUUGUGCAUGUUCCUUCUGCUUUAUAUGUUUGGAAUGGAAAGAAUUGCAACUCUGUGAUGUCAACUAGUGCACGAGCAGCAGCCUUUCAGGUCAUUAGGUAUGAGAGGGCUAAUGGUCCAAUCAGGAAUAUUAUAGAAGGAGAAGAGCCGCCAGAAUUUUGGGAAGCUCUUGCCAGUGGGCAAUCUUUACCAGAUGAUUGCGGGAAGGUGGAGAUGAAAAAGGAAGAUGACAAGUGUCCUGGAAGAGUUGAGGUUGCUGGAGAAGUUGGCACUGAGGUUGGUGAGAGGAAGGUCGAUGCAUAUGAUUUGGAUUAUGAACUUUUUCACAAGGCACUUGCUGGUGGGGUUGUGCCUCCUUUUUCAGUAUCCAAUACUGGAUCUGAAACUUGCCUUCCUGCAAGGGAGAAUGGAUGGAGCAGGCUUAGACGGAAGUUUUCUGUAGGCAUUAUGAAAGAAUUGUUCACGUCAUCCAAAUUUAAGUGUGACACUGCUCCAUCUUCGGAUGUAUCGGACAUGGUUAUAGAUAACUACAUACAGGAAAGACAGCCUGUUUCUUUAGUUGAUUCCCCUUCAUCCUUGGCAUCUUCAACCCAACUGUGUGGUUCCCCGGACUCCUUUGAAUGUUUUCCUCAUGGAAGCCCAGAUAGGAUAUCAGAAGCAUUUAAACAAGUAGAGCAGUUAGAUCCUCUUCCUCAUCCCUUCUCACCACCAUUUUGUGGAUCACCAGAUUCUUUUUCUCGUUUUCCAGACUGCAGUCCUAAGUUUAGUUCUAAAUCACCUACACUUUCACCUUCUACAUCUGAUUAUGCUAGUUCAUUUUCUUUUUCGCCCUCAUCUUCUAACUGGUCUGACCUAUCAUACCUGUCCUCGCAGCAGCCUUCUCCGUCUGGCUUAUUAGAUUCAACAGAACUAUAUCCAAUUAAGAAUAUUUCUUUGUUAGAUAUGUUUAACAAAGAAACUAAUACCCCAACACAUCCAGAAAUAUUUUAUGAUAAUCAUACUUUUAGAACCCAAACUGCAGGCUCACCUUGUAAAGGGCUUACCCCCUCUAUUGCCGAGCGUAGAGGGAGUAAUCCACCACCUCGGAUGUUGUUAUCCUCUGUUGAUGAAUCACCUCAAGCUCCAAGAACUCUGGGACGAUCUGGGUCUUUUUCUAAUCCUGACCUUGAUGAUGAUGGGAUGAAGGAUCUUGACUAUAAUCAAUUUGAGAAUGAAGACAAUAGAGAAGAGGUAAUGCUAGAUGUGAAUAUCUUUAGUCAAGCAAAUGAAGUAGGAAGUGAAAUUAGAGAAAAAGAAGAGGGUGGUCAAACUCGUCUUUUUACAGGUGAAAUAAUCGAUGAGGCUGCAGAAACGGUGAACCUAGUCUUAUACAAGUGGCCUUCAUUGAACAAAAUUGUGGGACCUUGUGUUCGCGAACUCGACUCUGGAUCAGCGUUUAUGUUAUUAGCUGAAGAAGCAAGUUUGGGAAGAAAAAACCAUUGCACAUUAACUCUCUGGUUGGGACGUGAAAUCUUGCAGAAGAAAGGGCAGAAGCUCAGUGAGCAGAAUGAGAGUGGCGAUCUGCACUGGGAGAUGACUGCUCGCAACUUCCUUAAUCAAAUGGACUUGCCAUUGAACAUUCCUGUCCAGGUGGUAAGAGAAGGACAAGAGCCAGAACAAUUUUUAAACCAUCUUAGUUGCUUAGCUCUGCAAAAGACAGAGGAGGACGUGGGACAUGGUAAAUAGGAGAGGUUUUCUUUUUUUCCAAAGAUAAGAUCUUUGUUUGUAUGUAAUAAAUCAACACCACCUAAUGGAGAAUGGAGAGUAGUUGUCUUGAAUAUUUUGAAAGGUGGGUGUGCAUCCCGGGCAGCCUCAUAUCUGCUUGUGUGAUGUGUGGGAGAGAAUGUAAGUUAUUAAUACAGCAAAAUCAUGUACAGAGAACAGCCCCGCUGUAGACCAAAUACUAAUUACAAGUAAAUAGUAUUAGGUUCCUCUGUUUUUUGGAUAGAAAUAAUUUCAUUUGGAAUGAACGAAGCAAGCAAGCUGUUUUCGUUUC